Cololabis saira (Pacific saury) is the source of this 1638-nucleotide messenger RNA. RefSeq names its product sperm-associated antigen 6-like. The record is from RefSeq and is a predicted model, not a curated record. Gene Ontology annotation, molecular function: microtubule binding. Gene Ontology annotation, biological process: epithelial cilium movement involved in extracellular fluid movement; neuron projection extension; filopodium assembly. The transcript has 11 exons. Bases 94 to 1611 code for a protein of 505 amino acids. NCBI's taxonomy places the organism in Eukaryota, Metazoa, Chordata, Actinopteri, Beloniformes, Belonidae. Gene Ontology annotation, cellular component: acrosomal vesicle; sperm principal piece; axoneme.
UAACAACAACAACACAAGCCUUGGUGAAACGCUGCUGAAAAAACUGAAACAUUUAUAUUCGAGACUCCUUUAAAAAAAAAAAACAGGGUCCCAAUGAGUCAACGACGGAUAAUUGAAGUGUUGGAGCAGUUCCAGAAAGCGAGGCUGCAGUUUGUGCAGUCUAUUGCUGAUCUGGCAUCCAGACCCGAGAAUGUAGAGCAACUACAAAAUGCAGAGGUUUUGAGGUUACUUCGCCCCCUGGCGAUGGAUGUGAACCCGAGCAUCCAGCAGACUGCAGCCCUGGCUGUGGGCCACCUGGCAGACCAGGGCCUGGCCCAGGCCGUGGUCAAGGAGGACAUCCUGCCUCACCUGGUCCAAUCUAUGGCCUCACAGAAUAAGUUUUAUAAGAAGGCAGCAUCGUUUGUGCUGCGUGCGGUGGCCCAACACUCCCCGGAGCUGUCCCAGGCGGUGGUGGGCUGCGGGGGGGUGGAUGCUCUGGUUCUCUGCUUGGAGGGGUUUGACCCCAGGGUGAAGGAGGAGGCCGCCAGGGCUCUGGGCUGCAUCGCAAGACACAAUGCAUCGCUGUCUCAGUCCGUGGUGGAUGCUGGAGCGGCCCGCCUGCUGGUGCUCUGUCUCCUGGAGCCUGAGAUGGAACUAAAACGCAUCGCAGCCUCCACAAUCUGUGACAUCUGCAAGCACACGCCAAAGCAGGCCCAGGCCGUGGUGGACGCAGGCGCCAUCGCACCCCUGGCACGGUUGGCCCUAAGCCGAGAUGCCAAACUCAAGAGGCAGGUGUUCUCCACGCUGAGCAGCAUCAGCAAACACUCGGCCAGCCUGGCAGAAAUGGUGGUGGAGGCGGAGAUCUUCCCUGCAGCCGUGGCCCUGCUCAGAGACCCGGAUGAAUCCGUCAGGAAGAAGGUGGCCACCCUCAUGCAGGAGGUGGUGAAACACUCGUUGCAGCUGUCGGAGGUCAUUGUGAACUUUGGUGCCCUGGGACCAGUGAUUGACUAUCUGGCUGGCUGUCGUGGAGUCCUGCGGUUGCCGGCGAUCAUGAUGCUGGGAUAUCUGGCAACUCACAGUGAAAGCCUCGCUAUGGCUGUCAUCCACUCUAAGGGGGUGUCCCGGCUGGCCCUGUGUCUGUCUGAGGAGUCUGAGCAGAAGAUCAAGGCGGCUACAGUGUGGUCCAUCGGUCAGAUAGGGCAACAUACCCCUGCUCACGCAGAAGCAGUGGCCACAGCCAACCUGCUGCCCAAACUGCUGCAGCUUUAUAUGGACGCCAGCAGCUCAGAGGAGCUGCAGGUCCAAAGUCAGACAGCUCUGAAGAGCAUCCUGCCGAAGUGCACCUGCCUGUCGGCUCUGGAACCACUGCUCUACGACGCUCCCAGCAACAUCCUGAAACUCGUCCUCUGCCAGUUCAGCAAGGUGCUGCCUCACGACAGCCAGGCCCGCCGUCUGUUUGUGACCAACGGGGGACUGAAGAAGGUGCAGGAAAUUGAGGCUGAGUCCGACUCUGCUCUGAAGGAGCACAUCAACGCCAUCAACAACUGCUUUCCUGAAGAAAUAGUCAGGUACUACUCCCCUAACUACCCAGAUGUCUUGUUGCAGCAAUUAGAGAACCACCAGCCAGUCUGAAAGCCCUGAACAACACACACUACCGAC